UACUGACACUAGUUUAGCUUCCUGUUAUCACUUUUCCCAAUCAUUCGCGAAUCAUAACAAAAAAAGUCGAAAAAAAAGUUUUUUCAAUUCAAUUUAUUAUAAACUUCAUUAGUUCAUAAUAUACCAUUAGGUGAAAUUUGGAUCAGUAAACUACAAUUAGGUGAGAAUGUUUCGAUCAAGCGGAAAUUUUGAUAAGCUGUUGGAUAAAGCAACUAGUCACCUUUUAAUGGACCCUGAUUGGCCUUCCAUAAUUCAGAUAUGCGACCUAAUAAGACAAAAUGAUGUGACGCCAAAAGUGGCUUUAACUGCUAUCAAGAAGAAGCUUCAAUCUCCUAAUCCUCAUACAGCACUAUAUGCUCUUUCAUGUUUGGAAAGUAUUGUUAAAAACUGUGGUGCCCCCUUUGCUGAAGAAUUAACUUCUAAGGCUAACUGUGAUUACCUAAAUGAACUUGCUAAAUCUACUCCUCAUGACAUUGUUAAGCAGAAGCUUUUGGAGUUGAUACAGGCCUGGAAUUUUGCUUUUCGGAAGAAUCCCAAACAUGGAAAUUUGAAGGACCUCAUGGCCACAAUGAAAUCGCAAGGAUACAAGUUUCCCGUUUUGCGUGAGAGUGAUGCGAUGUUUGCCGCAGAUACAGCUCCCGAUUGGCUGGACGGCGACUCUUGUCACAGAUGUAGGGUGGUUUUUGGUAUUCUACAAAGAAAGCACCAUUGCAGAGCAUGUGGUCAAGUUUUCUGUGGUCAGUGCACCACAAAAUCCACAUCUUUACCCAAAUAUGGAAUUGAGAAAGAGGUUAGGGUAUGUGAUACAUGCUAUGAAAAAGCCACAAAGCCUUCAUCGACUUCAAAAUCAUCCAAGCAAGAAACGGAUCUUCCUCCUGAAUAUUUGAAAAGCUCUUUGGCCCAGCAAAGUCAGGAACCACCAAAGAAAUCUGAGGAUGACUUAAGGGAAGAAGAGGAGCUACAGUUGGCGUUAGCUCUGAGUCAGUCAGAAGCUGAGGCUAAAGAAAAGGAAAAAUUAAGAGUAACAAGUGCAUUACUGAAUAACACAAUCAAAAAGGAACCCGAACCAGUAUCUCGUAAAAGUCCGUCUCCACAGCCUGAACCAGAACCCGUCAGCAAUCCCGAAUUAGAUCGUUACCUCAAUCGCUCCUAUUGGGAAUCCAUACAGUCAAAUGAUACCAAAGACAGACCAACUAGUCCAUCAGCCCCUUCACCGGCCUCAUCCAUAAUAAGCAAUGAGCCGCCCAAGUUCAAAAUAAAAGAAAACGGAGUGCCCGAUAGCCAACUGGAAGAGUUUAUUGAAACGUUAAAGAGCCAAGUUGAGAUAUUUAUUAACAGGAUGAAAAGCAACUCUAGCAGGGGUCGCUCCAUAGCCAACGAUACAAGCGUGCAAACUCUAUUUAUGAAUAUUACAAAUUUCCAUUCGAGAUUGUUCCGGUACAUUCAGGAGCAUGACGAUCGUAGACUUCACUAUGAAAGACUACAAGACAAACUUACGCAGGUAAAAGACGCACGUGCGGCACUAGACGCACUACGCGAAGAACAUCGCGACAAAUUAAGACGCGAGGCGGAAGAAGCCGAAAGGCAACGGCAACUGCAGAUGGCACAUAAGUUGGAGAUUAUGCGCAAGAAGAAACAGGAAUACCUGCAGUAUCAACGGCAAUUGGCACUACAGAGAAUCCAGGAACAAGAGAGAGAAAUGCAAAUGAGACAGGAACAACAAAAGCAGCAGUAUCUUAUGGGUGGGGCCCCACAAUUUGCUGGUUACAUGGGCUCUCCGGUACACGCUCCUCAAUUUCAGCCCCCCAAUUCUGCUCCGCCCGGUGUGGGCCCUUAUUAUGCCCAGUAUGGGCCGAUGAUGGGCCAACCACCAAAUUCCGCACCACAAGGACCUAUUGGUCCUGCAGGGCACCCACCUAAUCAAAUGGGACAUCCACAUCCACAACAGUUUCAGCCUCCGCCUGCUGGACCAGUUGGACCGGCGCCCCCUAGUGGUACUUUUAGUCCUCCGCCCUCUAUGAUGCAAGGGCCACCCCAUCAGGGGGUUCCCGUUGGUCCGAAUCCGGGAAUGCCACAACAACCACAUGGACAAGGGCCUCCGCCUCAGAUGUCUUUUCCUCAGCAAGGUGUUCCUGCACAUAACGCCCAACUAUCGCCACAACCCUCUCAAACCGGAGAACAAACACAGACCGCGGAAUUAAUCUCUUUCGAUUAAGUUUUAAUAGGCAAUAUUUAGAUGUCUUAUUGAAAUGUUCUAUAAUAAAUAUAUUAACGCCUCCAUUCUCUGA
Messenger RNA from Anthonomus grandis grandis, 2288 nucleotides. RefSeq names its product hepatocyte growth factor-regulated tyrosine kinase substrate (gene Hrs). Lineage: Eukaryota; Metazoa; Arthropoda; Insecta; Coleoptera; Curculionidae. The coding region runs from base 167 to 2215 and encodes 682 amino acids. The record is from RefSeq and is a predicted model, not a curated record. Gene Ontology annotation, molecular function: metal ion binding; phosphatidylinositol binding; ubiquitin binding. The transcript is spliced from 15 exons.